Messenger RNA from Sinocyclocheilus grahami, 1816 nucleotides. Its product is annotated as E3 ubiquitin-protein ligase ZNRF2-like. Gene Ontology annotation, molecular function: ubiquitin protein ligase activity. Lineage: Eukaryota; Metazoa; Chordata; Actinopteri; Cypriniformes; Cyprinidae. Gene Ontology annotation, cellular component: intracellular membrane-bounded organelle; cytoplasm; membrane. Bases 220 to 876 code for a protein of 218 amino acids. The transcript is spliced from 5 exons. The record is from RefSeq and is a predicted model, not a curated record. Gene Ontology annotation, biological process: protein K48-linked ubiquitination; proteasome-mediated ubiquitin-dependent protein catabolic process.
CGAAGCGUCACGUUUCCACGCGCGAGGACAUGGCCCAGGCGACGUUAGUUAGAAAGCAACAGCGAAUGAGGCAAAAACAAGCGCGGGAAACCGCAACUUCACGCUGACGCCGAUUUAAAAAGCCCUUCGCAAAAAAGUUUCGCCGGUGACGUCAGAUGUAACGGACGACGCUUCCCGGUGUGCGUGUUUGUUUGUCUUUAAUCAUUAAAACCGGACGGAAUGGGGGCCAAACAGAGCAGUCCCGCUGAAAACGGCCGCACUCGAGCGUACUCCGGCUCGGAUCUCCCGUCGAGUAACGGCGGCAGAACGGCGGCUGUGGCGAUGCGGUUUCCCGCUCACGGCGCCUCAGGUGCUUCAUCUUCAUCGGCGUCGUCCUCAGCGGCGGUGGCCUCGCACUAUACCGGCUCCAGGACGCGCUCCGUCGGGGGAGGCACUGGAGGACCGGCCGCAAGACCCCAGUCGAGCAUUAAUAUACCGACCUCGGGAGCGUACAGUUCUCAGGACUCCGGUAACAGCACACCGGAGGAGAACGGCGGAGAGAGAGAGCGGUCCACCGGCGCUCCGAGGCUCUUGAUCGGAUCUUUACCUGCUCACCUGUCGCCUCAUCUCUUCGGAGGUUUCAAGUGCCCCGUCUGCUCCAAGUUUAUCUCUUCAGAUGAAAUGGACCUUCAUCUGGUCAUGUGCUUGACAAAACCUCGAGUGACGUACAACGAGGACGUCUUGGCGAAGGACGCUGGAGAAUGUGCAAUAUGUCUGGAGGAGCUGGUGCAGGGAGACACCAUCGCACGCCUGCCCUGCCUCUGCAUCUAUCACAAAGGCUGUAUUGAUGAGUGGUUUGAAGUGAACCGAUCGUGUCCUGAACAUCCUUCAGAUUAACAACGCCUCGCGCACCUUUACACAGCCUCCUGGUCGUGAGAAGCGCCGCAAUGUGAAUUCUCUUCCUCUUCAUAGACACUGUGACUUCGGUCUCGCCGAACGCCCCUCUCUUCUCGUAGCACGGCCCUCCCUAGUCGCCAUCCCUAAACCCUAGCGUGCCAAAACUCAUUCAGGGAAACUCUUUCCACAUCACGGUCCACCAGAAACCCCAGCGGCGGUCGAGAGCUUCUACUCCAGCGCACCAUUGUCCAGUCAGGAAUGGUGAAGAAGGCGGGUUUUUGGAAGUUCAUUUCAUUGGCGUCUCUGAUUGGGUCAGCAAACUGUGGAUAAUUAUCGGACGAUCGCGGUGGAUUGUGCUCUGGUAAAUGGGACUGUGUCUCUCAGUGCCUUAAUUUUCAGAUCCCACGGGCCGAAGCGGCAGCUGCGUUUCGAUGGACUCGGAGAAAGACGCCUGGAUGUGACGGGACGUGAGCCCUGAUUCGGGUCGGCCCUGAGCCAUACUGACAAGUGCCCUGUCUUUCGUAACAGUGACGUAGCCAUUUUUUUCUCUCUCUUUCUUCCUGGAUGGAGGAAUGACCCAUGCAUCUGGAGUCUGGUAGCAAUAUCUGUGCUAACGGAUCAAGAUUCACUGUAGCCUGUCACAUGACGUCAAGAUAAUUUAUGCAAGUGCAUCUUGUUUUAAUUGUGUUGACAAAUCUGGGCCUUAAUUCAACACAUGACUGACUUCUGUGUGUCUUCAUGUAGGGCGAAUCUCAUCAGAACAUCUCAAAAUCAGAAGACAAAAUACUAAAUGAUAUUUUGCAUAAAGAAAAUUAAGUUUUUGGGGGGGAAUUAAUAUAAUGCAAUUAUUUUUAUUGAAAUCUGGCAGUACAACAAAUGCUCCCAUGAUGAGUAAAUACAUUUCAAUUUAAUAAAUUAAUGAUAUUCAGUGUACUGCUUA